Vidua macroura (Pin-tailed whydah) is the source of this 4821-nucleotide messenger RNA. It is a transcript of the gene SALL3, whose product is annotated as spalt like transcription factor 3. Gene Ontology annotation, biological process: regulation of transcription by RNA polymerase II. The record is from RefSeq and is a predicted model, not a curated record. The transcript has 4 exons. Gene Ontology annotation, cellular component: nucleus. Gene Ontology annotation, molecular function: RNA polymerase II cis-regulatory region sequence-specific DNA binding; DNA-binding transcription factor activity, RNA polymerase II-specific. Bases 32 to 3820 code for a protein of 1262 amino acids. NCBI's taxonomy places the organism in Eukaryota, Metazoa, Chordata, Aves, Passeriformes, Viduidae.
AAAUCAGAGUCAAGACGGCUCAGUUAGCAGCAUGUCUCGUCGAAAGCAAGCGAAACCCCAGCAUCUCAAGUCGGACGAAGAGCUGCAAGCAGAGGUAGUUUCUGAGCACGCAGUCCCAGGAGAAGGAGUGGAUGACGGUGAUAGUGGGAAUGAGAGCAGGAGCGGAAGCGAAGAAACCAACGUCUGUGAGAAGUGCUGCGCCGAGUUCUUCAAGUGGACUGACUUCCUGGAGCACAAGAAGAGCUGCACUAAAAACCCCCUGGUGCUGAUUGUCAAUGAAGAUGAACCAGCUCCACCCCCUGCUGAGGAAUUCCCUGAUCCCUCACCCGCGAGCUCUCCCAGCGACCAGGCAGAGAGUGAAGCCGCUGAAGAAGGCGUCCAAGCAGAAAACAAUGACAGCUCUGAGGUAAAAAACACAGAAAAGGAAGAAGAGCCAAUGGAGAUAGAAACUUCUGCAGAGAAAAGUUUCCAGAAUCAAGGCACCUCAAACACAGCUACUCCUCUACCUCAGAUCCCUGAACCAUCUUCCAUGACAAGCUAUAACAUGCCAAACACCAACGUCACACUAGAGACUCUGCUGAGCACGAAAGUGGCAGUUGCGCAGUUCUCACAGAGCGCACGGGCCACUGCUUCCACAAGCAUCAGCAGUGGGGUGACGGCUGUGGCCAUCCCCAUGAUUCUGGAGCAGCUCAUGGCCCUGCAGCAGCAGCAGAUUCACCAGCUCCAGCUGAUCGAGCAGAUCCGCAGUCAGGUGGCAAUGAUGAACCGCCAACCCCUGCGACCAUCCCUCACCCAGAUCGUGGCUGCCCAGGGUGGUCCCGGGCAGGCCUCCAAUCAGCUGCAGGGGUUUGCCACCAGCGCUGCCGUCCAGCUCACUGCAGUCAUUCCUUCUGCCAUUGUGGGGCAGGCCACCAGUGGACAGCCCACUGCCUUUGACAGCUCUCAGCAUAUCUCAAGACCUACAUCUGGAACAAGUACACCCAAUAUAUCCAGUAGUGGCUCUUCUGCCCUGCCUGAAUCAGGUGUACCUUCCUCCUCAAAUGCAAUUACGUCCAUAACUCCCAUUUCUGUGUCAAAUGCUUCUAACAGUGCUUCACAGCCCCAGAAUGCUUCAACUCCACCUUCAAUGGGACAUGGAAGCCUAACCUCAGUAUCCAGCCUGCCAAACCCACUUCUACCUCAGACUUCAUCAAAUAGCGUGAUCUUCCCCAAUCCGCUGGUUAGCAUCGCUGCAACUGCUAAUGCGCUCGAUCCUCUGUCCGCCCUUAUGAAGCACCGCAAAGGAAAGCCACCAAAUGUGUCAGUAUUUGAACCCAAAUCAAGUUCCGAGGAUCCCUUUUUUAAACAUAAAUGCCGAUUUUGUGCCAAGGUCUUUGGAAGUGACAGUGCUUUACAGAUUCACCUCCGUUCGCAUACAGGCGAAAGACCUUUUAAGUGUAACAUAUGUGGAAACCGCUUUUCCACAAAGGGCAACCUGAAAGUUCAUUUUCAGAGGCAUAAAGAGAAAUACCCUCAUAUUCAGAUGAACCCUUAUCCUGUUCCAGAAUACCUCGAUAACGUGCCCACCUGCUCUGGGAUCCCGUAUGGGAUGUCACUGCCCCCUGAAAAGCCGGUUACAACGUGGUUAGACAGUAAACCUGUUUUACCAACCGUCCCGACUUCCAUCGGGCUCCAGCUGCCCCCCACUAUAGCUGGUGUGAACAGUUACGGAGACUCUCCAAGUAUCACUCCUAUGAGCAGGUCACCCCAGAGGCCUUCUCCUGCUUCCAGUGAAUGCACUUCUCUAUCCCCGAGCCUCAACACUUCUGAGUCAGGCGUUCCAGCAUCUGCUGAAUCCCCACAGCCUGUUCAGAGUGGCUCAUCUCUGACCAAGACAGAACCUAUCACUCUGCCUCCCACGAGCACACGGCUCGGGGACCUUUCUGCAGGUGGGCAAGUUUCUGCAGCUGCCACAUCUUCAAUUCCUACGGUGGUUACAGACAGCAGUGUUGCAACAAGCCUCCCAAACCCUGUGCUUCCAGCAGUGUCUGACCAGUUUAAGGCAAAGUUUCCAUUUGGUGGUCUGCUAGACUCUAUGCAAACAUCAGAAACCUCAAAACUUCAACAGCUAGUGGAGAACAUUGAUAAGAAGAUGACAGAUCCGAAUCAAUGUGUCAUUUGUCACCGUGUGCUUAGUUGUCAGAGUGCUCUCAAGAUGCAUUACAGAACACAUACAGGAGAAAGACCAUUUAAAUGCAAAAUUUGUGGACGUGCCUUUACUACAAAAGGCAAUCUAAAAACACAUUUUGGAGUUCAUCGAGCAAAGCCACCACUUAGAGUACAGCACUCAUGUCCCAUUUGUCAGAAGAAAUUUACAAAUGCGGUUGUUCUUCAGCAGCACAUUCGUAUGCAUAUGGGUGGGCAAAUUCCUAACACACCACUACCAGAGGGCUUCCAGGAUGCCAUGGACUCAGAGCUUUCCUAUGAUGAGAAGAAUGUCGACACACUGAGCAGCUUCGAUGAUGACAUUGAUGAAAAUUCUAUGGAAGAAGACCCAGAACUAAAGGACACAGCAAGUGAUUCAUCCAAACCCCUUAUCUCUUACUCUGGGUCAUGUCCUUCUUCACCACCUUCUGUGAUCUCCAGUAUUGCUGCUUUGGAGAAUCAAAUGAAAAUGAUUGAUUCUGUCAUGAACUGUCAGCAGCUGACCAGUUUAAAAUCCAUAGAAAAUGGAUCAGGGGAAAGUGACCAUUUGAGCAAUGACUCUUCAUCAGCAGUUGGUGAUCUUGAAAGCCAGAGUGCAGGCAGCCCUGCAAUGUCUGAGUCUUCUUCCUCCAUGCAAGCUUUGUCUCCUGUGAAUAGCAAUAGUGAAAGUUUCAGAUCAAAGUCCCCUGGUCUCAGUAACCAGGAAGAGCCACAAGAAAUACAAUUAAAGACAGAAAAACCAGACAGUCCGCCACCCACAACUGAAAAUGGAGGCGCAUUAGACCUGACAUCCACCAACCCGGGAAGACCGGUCAUCAAAGAGGAGGCUCCAUUUAGUCUGCUGUUCCUGAACAGAGAACGUGGUCCCAGCCAAAGUACUCCUAGCCUGGUCACCAGUACAGCACCUACCAUGAUCAAAAUGGAAGUGAAUGGUCACAGCAAGCCGAUCUCUUUGGGUGAGGUUCCCUCGCUUCCAGCUGGAAUCCAGGUUCCUGCUGCACCACAGACAGUGAUGAGUCCGGGGAUCACCCCUAUGCUGGCACCCCCCCCUCGCCGGACUCCCAAGCAGCACAACUGUCAGUCGUGCGGGAAGACCUUCUCCUCAGCAAGUGCACUGCAGAUACACGAGCGCACCCAUACCGGUGAAAAACCAUUUGGUUGCACAAUCUGUGGUAGAGCUUUUACCACAAAGGGGAAUCUUAAGGUUCACAUGGGGACUCACAUGUGGAAUAAUGCCCCUGCACGUCGCGGCCGACGCCUCUCUGUGGAAAACCCCAUGGCUUUGCUCGGUGGCGAUGCUCUCAAGUUCUCCGAGAUGUUCCAGAAAGAUUUGGCAGCUCGGGCCAUGAAUGUUGACCCCAAUUUUUGGAACCAAUAUGCUGCAGCUAUCACUAAUGGACUUGCUAUGAAGAACAAUGAGAUUUCUGUCAUACAGAACGGAGGCAUUCCUCAGCUCCCAGUAAGUCUAGGCGGAGGCGCCAUCCCGCCUCUAAGUAACCUUACCGGUGGCAUGGACAAAGCUCGCACAGGCAGCAGCCCUCCCAUUGUCAGUCUGGACAAAGCAAGUUCUGAGACGGGAGCCAGUCGUCCAUUCACGAGAUUUAUUGAGGAUAAUAAAGAGAUUGGCAUAAAUUAAAAGCAUUCAUUCCGAAUAACUGUUGGACCUCUACUUGACACAACACUUGUCCUGUUCCAUUUACAGCUUUUGAAGCUAAGCAUUAGUUUCCUGACCUAAAUGCAUAGGUUCCCUUUAAAAUUUUACCCAUAGCAGAAAUACAUAACUUUGUGGCUGCUGAAAAGUUGUCUUGCAAGGUCUGCAUGGUACUUCUUUCAACAGUGAGUUUGACUGUUACUGAGAACUUUGAAACCUUUUAAUUUAACAGAAAACAAACAAACAAACAAACCAGUCAUGGGAUAACUUCAUUAGAAACAGAAAGAGGCUAGUCUACAUUCACUUUGCUUCUUACAAAACUUACUAUCACCUGAGAAAGGGGGGCUUCAUUACGGCAUUGUCACACUUAUUUGCUGGUUUUGUUCAAAUUAGUUAGCAACUUGGACUAUGUUUUUAGGAAUCUUAAUCUUAAAUAAGUGAUUUAGUACCCCAAUGCUGUGUAUUAUUACAGUACCCUUGUCUGUAGUAUUUAUAAUGUUAAGAUUAUGCGGGUAACAGACAAUAUACUAGCCCCAAACUUAAAUGAAGCUUUUGUACUGCAAAAUACAUCUGGCUAUGUGAUUUUUCUUUUUUCUUUUUCCUUUUUUUUUUAAGCAAGUUUUGUUUUACUAUGAAUAAGUGGUUUCUUUCAAUGCAGGCAAAAUUGUGAAGCUUUAUUGGGAAAGAUAGCAUGCUUUUCAUGUGCAAGUACCUGUCAGUAACAAACCUUUUUUUAUUUAAACAUUUGUAGCUGCUAUGUGGACAGUUGUUCUAUUAAAUGAAAAAAAAAAAAAGUAGCGUGUAUUUUAGCUCAAUGAUUGGAAAACAAGUUACAGACAAACCUUAGCACCAUAAAUUAUUCACAACAUUAUAAACAGUUGUGAGUAAAUACUCCGUGUUAUCAAAGCUGUACAAUAAAAAGGUAAUGUUUGUAUAAUGUGGUUGCAAACUCUUAAUUUAUACUAUUGCACUUUUAUUACUUUAUA